CGAUUUUGGAAACCUCAUGGCACGCAAGAUGCAGCCAGUUUAGGACUAAAUCCACUCUGACAAGGGAGCCUCGAUCUUCUCACUCGCUUGGCUCACCCCAGCCAUCUCAGAUCAAAGUCUUUGUCUUGUCCACACCGACUGAGGGUUGAUUCCACGGCAGCCUUACGGGGCAAUUCAGGCCCCACUCGGGAAGCAUGGUUGGAGUCGCCGGAAAAUCCAAGGGUUGCAAUACCUGUCGAGCACGAAAAGUUGCGUGCGACCAGCAAAAACCGGCAUGUGCUCGAUGCACUCGAUCCAAUCGAGUGUGUGGCGGGUAUGAGCGGAGCAGGGUCUUUGUCACGGUCCAGCCAGGAGCGAAGAAGAAACACGUGUAUCUCAAGUAUUCUCCCUCGCCGUCAGGAUCACCAACUGAGGUUUCUCCGCGCGCCGUCGAGACAUCGACACUCACGCUUGGUGGGGACGAUCAAGCACUCUGCUCAUUCAGGGAGAGGGCCCCGGCUUACACCCUGCUCCAGAGACACCACGAGAGCCACAACCUGGUUUUGUAUUUUCUCGCCAAUUGUCUCCCACCGGAUUGGUCCAAGUCACCGUCCAAAUCGUGGAUCACACUUCUUACAGAGCUCCCCAUAAAGACUCAAGCCCUGGAAGUAAGCGGUGUCGCCCUCGCAGCCGCAGCAGUCGGCCACAAAUUCAACGACCCGGCAUUGGUCCGAUACAGCCACAGCCUCUACACCCGAGGACUUCAGCAGCUGCAGCGCGCGCUGUGGAAUCGCAGGCUUGCCCAAGAUGAUGCCACGCUGGCUGCUUGCAUGGCUCUAAGUCUGUACGAGGCAACGGCAUGCCCGAAUGCCGGGUCAGAGGGGUAUUUUGGUCAUUGCCAGGGCCUUCUUGCCUUGGUGGAAGCGCGUGGGAUUGAAGCCCACUGCUCCGGCCCGGGCCACCAGCUGUUCCUCGGUGUCCGAAUGCCAGGGAUAAUCUACGCCCUGGAAAACCACUCUUCGAGCUUUCUAUCCGAUGCUGCGUGGCUAAAUCAACCGUGGGGUCAAACCCCGAAAACCCCCUUCACACAGGUAGUCGAUUGUCUCGCGCAGGCGCCCGGGAUUCUCCAGCAGGUGUUCCUCCUACCCAGCCUAAGCCCUGACCAACAAAUCGAGGCCUGUUUCCAGCUGAUCGCGGAAUGCUGGCAAAUCGACGCAAAGCUGGACAUGGUCUAUGCUGCCAUGCAGGGUGGCAGCUCGGACCCGCUCUACUGGCCAGUUGCCUCGAAAAGCCCCCCUCAGGCAGCACCCGAGCAUACAGAGAACCUCUUCCCGUUCGUUUUCCACUUUGCAGACUUCGAAACCGCAGCGACGCUCAUCCUACUGUGGGCGGUGCGGGUCCUGCUGUGGUCGGGUCUGUGCAAUUUGUACGAUGGCAUGUUUCCGAACAGCUGCAUGCUACCUGCUGAUGAGUCAGUGGGGCCACUUCGGGCCCUAGGGCAUCGGAGAGAGUAUGUCUCUAUGGCCUAUCAUGUCUGUCAAUCGGUGGAGUAUCUGAUGCAGGACGAAUUUCUGCUCGCAGGACCGCUGUCGGUCACUCCGGCGCUGGGCAUCGUGAUCGACAGUCUGCGGUAUCAGCCCGGCCAUGCCGCGGUGGUUGCAUGGCUGCGGGCGGCCCUGGACCUCGUUCGGCAGAAGGGGUUGGGCGUGUUGGAGCAUAGUCGUUGA
Messenger RNA from Aspergillus aculeatinus CBS 121060, 1706 nucleotides. Its product is annotated as Zn(II)2Cys6 transcription factor domain-containing protein. NCBI's taxonomy places the organism in Eukaryota, Fungi, Ascomycota, Eurotiomycetes, Eurotiales, Aspergillaceae. The record is from RefSeq and is a predicted model, not a curated record. The coding region runs from base 195 to 1706 and encodes 503 amino acids. Gene Ontology annotation, molecular function: zinc ion binding; DNA-binding transcription factor activity, RNA polymerase II-specific. Gene Ontology annotation, biological process: regulation of DNA-templated transcription. The transcript has 3 exons.